Symbiodinium sp. CCMP2592 is the source of this 1044-nucleotide messenger RNA. The record is from the annotation of a GenBank genome assembly. Lineage: Eukaryota; Dinophyceae; Suessiales; Symbiodiniaceae.
AUGGUUCGAAGCUCAUCCGAUGCAAAACCGAAAGGCUCUGGUUCUGCGUGUGGGGCCAGCACAAGAGGCACGGCCUGGGGCACAGGCACGGCUGGGUCAGUGGUGUUUUGCUUCGGCGCAACCAUCCUGGCACAAUCUGAUGGCACUGGCACCUCUGGAAGUUUUGGCGGUGGUUUUGGCAGUGGCUUCGUCAGCAGCUUCGGCAGCAGCUUUGGCCAGAGCGGCAGCAACGCGGGUGCUUUCACCUUCUGCUUCGGAAGCCAAGCAGUUACCUCUGGAAACGCCUCAGAUUCUGCUGAUGCCAGCACCGCGACGAAGGAGUUGGAAGAGCUGCCGGACUUCACUACGACCGGAAAGGUACCAGUUGGAGACAUUUUUGUCCAUGGAAGUGGCGAAUGCGAUCAGCUAGGUUUGGGCGAUGAUUCUGUUAUGCGAGAGCGCGCGAAGCCAGCGCUCUCGAAAUCCCGAGUCGGGGAAAGCAUCUGCGAACAUGCAGUCGGCGCAGUGCAGGUUCUUGGCCUUUCUGAAAGGGGAGCCGUGUCCAGCUUGGUUUGCAACGACGAGGGGGCCUCGGGCAGAGCUCCUUCCGAUGGUUUGGACCGAAUCCCUCCGCAUGUGGAGCCACAUCCGGUAACGAUGCCAAGUGGAGGCGCAGUUCGUCAUGUUUCGUGUGGAGGCUGUCACAGCUGUGCCUUGGAUGAGAAGCGUCGGGUCUGGUUCUGCGGAACGUACAAGGGUAUUUCCAAGCAGGAAACGGAAAACGAAGGUGGACUAUUCCACUUCGUCGUGCACCCUGUAUCAGCUAAUGAUGACCGCGGGCCAGAGGACGGACGUUGCGAUGGAGUGAAGGUCUGUUCGUCCGCAUGGGUCACCUGGCUUGGUCCGGGCUGUAAUCCAUCCGGUUUUGCUUCAACUGAUGAACGACCAGCCGGAACGAACCGAGCCUACGAUGCUGCCUUGUGCAGGAACAAAAGACUUCCGCUCAGCUUUCUUGGGGUGUCCUUUCGGGCGAUUCCUGUCGAUGGGGUUCUAGGUCUAGGUUGA